UCCCGGCUGAUAAUGAUCCUAUCUUUGGUCUUAACGGCAUUAUGUAUGGUAUCGUCACCGACAGAACUGGCAAGGGAACGGUUUACCGCAUUAGAGCCGAUCUGCCACGAAAGUCGCCCAAAGUGUAUGGUGAUAAUGGCAUUCCUCUAGGCUCCUGGUACCCUUUCCAGAUAUGUGCUCUUUUCUGGGGUGCACACGGUGCGAGAAUGGGCGGCAUCGCUGGUAGUGUGGCCACGGGUGCUUGGUCAAUUGUAGUAGCUGGAACCUAUGAAGAUCUUGACACCGACGACGGCAAUACGCUAUACUAUUCGGGCUCCAACAGCCAUGACAACACGAACCCAAGACAAGCAGCUACGCCCAGCCAAGGCACCAAGGCGCUGCAUGCGUCCUACAGAACUCGGAACCCAGUUCGGGUUCUUCGCUCUGGGGGUUCGUUCAACUCCCGCCAUCAAAAUCCGCACCUACCAUCCUGUGGUUUACGCUACGAUGGCUUAUAUCGUGUUGUAGGUUAUCGACAGCGACUUAACAAGAAGGGUGGCCUGUAUGACCAGUUCAAACUUGAGCGCCUUGAGGGUCAGACUCCUCUUAGUGAGUUGGAGCGUAACUUCCCUACUACUGAGCAGUAAGUACCAGAAAUUCCCUUUUUGCCACUUGCUACAUGAUCUGUAAACCUCGAGCCUAAUUUAACUAUCCCAGGAUAUUCGCUCGUGAUCGACUGCAGACAUCAAGCUAAGGAGGGAGUGUAAUAAAAAUGGGGUAGUGAAAUGACAAAGUUCAAGAUUCAGGUAUCAGUGGACUCAAAAGAUUAGGCAUGUUGUUUCUGUAUUUGAAAAAUCUUGCGCUCUGAGCGGCGCGCUCGAAAUCACGUUAAACGUGGAAUAGUACUGGAUUGAGUCCUGGAUGGAAGGACAAGUAGAUAUCCAUAGUAGCUAGUUCGGAUGAAUGAUAAAACAAUCAACCUUGAA
Messenger RNA from Xylaria bambusicola, 965 nucleotides. Its product is annotated as PUA-like domain-containing protein. Gene Ontology annotation, biological process: protein ubiquitination; negative regulation of gene expression via chromosomal CpG island methylation. Bases 42 to 626 code for a protein of 194 amino acids. Lineage: Eukaryota; Fungi; Ascomycota; Sordariomycetes; Xylariales; Xylariaceae. The transcript has a single exon. Gene Ontology annotation, molecular function: ubiquitin protein ligase activity. The record is from RefSeq and is a predicted model, not a curated record.